UCUGCAUCGGUCCUCAGACUGAGGAGUGAAGAUGAAGCUUCUUAUUUGGUUGGCGCUUUUUGGCCUGAGCCUUUCCCAGCACAAUCCCCACACCAAACACAGACGCACCUCCAUCGUCCAUCUGUUUGAGUGGCGCUGGCAGGACAUCGCUGAGGAGUGUGAGAGGUACCUCGCCCCCAACGGCUACGCAGGAGUUCAGAUUUCUCCUCCAAGCGAGAGCAUCGUCCUCACAAACCCUUGGCAUCCAUGGUGGCAGAGAUAUCAGCCGAUCAGCUACAACCUCUGCUCCAGAUCAGGAACCGAGGCCGAGCUCAAAGACAUGAUCACCAGGUGCAACAAUGUCGGGGUGAAUAUUUAUGUGGACGCGGUAAUUAAUCACAUGUGUGGAGCUGGAGGUGGAGAAGGGAAACACUCGAGCUGCGGGACAUAUUUCAACGCCAACAAAAAGGAUUUCCCUUCAGUUCCCUACUCAGGCUGGGACUUUAAUGAUGGAAAAUGCAACACUGCCAGCGGCGACAUCGAGAAUUAUAAUGAUAUUUAUCAGGUGAGAAACUGUCGUCUGGUCAGUCUGCUGGACCUGGCGCUGGAGAAGGAUUACGUCCGAGGUAAAGUGGCUGAAUACAUGAACAGACUCAUUGAUCUGGGCGUGGCCGGUUUCAGAGUGGACGCUUGUAAACACAUGUGGCCUGGAGAUUUAGAUGCUGUCUACAGCCAGCUAAAGAACCUCAACACCCAGUGGUUCCCUGCUGAAUCCAGACCCUUCAUCUACCAGGAGGUUAUCGAUCUGGGUGGAGAGCCGAUCAAAGCUUCAGAGUAUUUUGGGCUGGGCAGAGUGACCGAGUUUAAAUACGGUGCUAAACUGGGAACCGUGAUCCGCAAAUGGAACAAUGAGAAACUGCGCUAUCUGGUUAACUGGGGUGAAGGUUGGGGCUUUAUGCCGUCUGAGAAAGCGUUGGUGUUUGUUGAUAAUCAUGAUAAUCAGAGAGGUCAUGGAGCUGGAGGAGGUUCCAUCCUCACCUUCAGGGAUCCCAGGUUGUAUAAGAUGGCUGUUGGUCUGAUGUUGGCUCAUCCAUACGGCUUGACCCGCGUGAUGUCCAGCUACCGCUGGGAACGCCACUUUGUGGAUGGAAAGGAUCAGAACGAUUGGAUCGGACCUCCGAGUGACAGCAAUGGAAACACGAAGCCGGUUCCGAUAAACCCGGACACCACGUGUGGAGACGGCUGGGUGUGUGAGCACAGGUGGAGGCAGAUCAGGAACAUGGUGAUUUUCCGGAACGUGGUGAACGGACAGCCGCUGGUCAACUGGUGGGACAACGGCAACAACCAGAUUGCGUUCGGUCGCGGGAACCGCGGCUUCAUCGUCAUCAACAACGACGACUGGACUCUGGACGUCACGCUGAACACGGGUUUGCCCAGUGGAAUCUACUGUGACGUCAUUUCCGGCCAAAAGGAAGGAAACUCUUGUACAGGAAAAGAAGUGCAUGUGGGCAGAGAUGGACACGCCUACUUUAAAAUCAGCAACAUGGAGGAGGAUCCGUUCAUGGCCAUCCAUGUGGAAGCUAAGCUGUGAAAGAAUAAAAAAUUAAAAUAAUCUCAGCAUAAAAUAAGAGUAAUCAGAGUGUCUGGUUCUAUCAGUCCUGCUUAACGAGUUCUGCAUUUAAUUCUCCAAUAUAAAAUAGAUAAUCAGGGAACAGAGAAGGUGAGGUGUGACGUCUGUCCUCCUGAUCUGUUUAUAAAUGUUUCUUCUUCUUCUUUGGGCUUUUCCCUUCAGGUGUCUCCACAGUGAAUCAUCUCUCUCCACCUAUCCCUAUCUUCUCCAUCCUCAACACUUACACCCACUAGCUUCAUCUCCUCAUUUAUUACAUCCAUAUUCCUCCUCUUUGUCCUUCCUCUUUUCCUCCUGCCUGGCAGCUCCAUGUCCAACAUUCUAAAUGUUUCUAUAACCUGUUUAUUAAUUAUUAAUAGGAUAAAGACAAACAUUAAUAGAAACUAUUUCAGGGGUUAAUCAGUCAUGUUAAUCUUCACAGCUCUUCUCUCUCACAGCUUCAUCUAUUACAAUUCCACUGAAAUAUUACCUGAUUUCCUGAACAUUAAACUGAAAUAAAGUCUCUUUAUCGUUCUGUG
This is a messenger RNA of Hemibagrus wyckioides, 2124 nucleotides long. RefSeq names its product amylase alpha 2A (gene amy2a). NCBI's taxonomy places the organism in Eukaryota, Metazoa, Chordata, Actinopteri, Siluriformes, Bagridae. The transcript is spliced from 10 exons. Gene Ontology annotation, molecular function: alpha-amylase activity; cation binding. Gene Ontology annotation, biological process: carbohydrate metabolic process. The coding region runs from base 32 to 1570 and encodes 512 amino acids. The record is from RefSeq and is a predicted model, not a curated record.